This is a messenger RNA of Closterium sp. NIES-65, 1575 nucleotides long. The record is from the annotation of a GenBank genome assembly. NCBI's taxonomy places the organism in Eukaryota, Viridiplantae, Streptophyta, Zygnematophyceae, Desmidiales, Closteriaceae.
AUGGAUGGUAUGUGGGGCAUGGAUGGUAUGUGGGGCAUGGAUGGUAUGUGGUGUGUGGAUGGUAUGUGUGGUGUGUGGAUGGUAUGUGUGGUGUGUGGAUGGUAUGUGUGGUGUGUGGAUGGUAUGUGUGGUGUGUGGAUGGUAUGUGUGGUGUGUGGAUGGUAUGUGUGGUGUGUGGAUGGUAUGUGUGGUGUGUGGAUGGUAUGUGUGGUGUGUGGAUGGUAUGUGUGGUGUGUGGAUGGUAUGUGUGGUGUGUGGAUGGUAUGUGUGGUGUGUGGAUGGUAUGUGUGGUGUGUGGAUGGUAUGUGUGGUGUGUGGAUGGUAUGUGUGGUGUGUGGAUGGUAUGUGUGGUGUGUGGAUGGUAUGUGUGGUGUGUGGAUGGUAUGUGUGGUGUGUGGAUGGUAUGUGUGGUGUGUGGAUGGUAUGUGUGGUGUGUGGAUGGUAUGUGUGGUGUGUGGAUGGCACUCUGCUCAACAGCACCAGCAAGAUCUCGCCAUUCACAGCAGAGCCUUCGAGCGCUCACACGCCAAGGGCGUGCACUGCACACUGCUCAACAGCGCCAGCAAGAUCGCCCCAUCAACAGCAGAGGCCCUGAGAGCAGCCCACGCCAGGGGCGUGCGCGUGGCCAUCGCCACGGGCAAAGCACGGCCAGCCGCCAUGUCCGCCCUGGGCGCGGCAGGGCUGGUUGGGUCUGCUGGCAUCUUCAGCGACAAGUCGCCGGGGGUGUUCCUGCAGGUGUGUGCGGGGUGCAGGCCAGCUGCCAUGUCCGCUCUGGGCGCUGCAGGGCUGGUUGGCUCUGCUGGGAUAUUCAGUGACAAGUCCCCGGGGGUGUUCCUGCAGGGUCUGAGGGUGUACGGCAAGGGAGGGCAGGUGGUGCACAACGCGCUGCUGCCCCGCGAGGUCACUCAGGAGGGGGGGCAGGUGAUGUCCUCCUCCUCCUCCUCCUCUGUCAGGCCACGCCUGCCCUCUCCUUGUCCCUCCGCUGUUGUUAUUCCCUCUAUCCUAUCUGCCUCAUUGCCUUCUCGCCGCCCUUCCUCCGCCCCACAGGGCUUUGAGUUCGCCCUGAAGCACGGCAAGGCGCUCAUUGGCUUCUGUGGGGACCGCUGCGUGACACUUGUCGAUCACCCAUUGGUGGAGGCGCUGCACACCAUCUACUAUGAGCCACGGGCGGAGGUGAUGCAGAGUGUGCACCACAUCAUCAACGAGACUCCCAUCCAGAAGCUCCUGUUUUACGACACGCCGCACGGCAUUGACGGCUUCAUUCGUCCUUUCUGGUCGGCCGCUACAGCCGGCCGUGCAACAGUGACUCAGGCCGUGCCGGACAUGCUUGAGAUUCUGCCGCCCGGGCAAUCCAAGGGGGCGGGAGUGAGAGUCCUGCUGGACCAUCUCAAGCUCUCUGCGGAGCAGGUUAUGGCAAUUGGUGAUGGCGAGAACGAUCUUGAAAUGAUUGAGAUGGUGGGUUGGGGAGUGGCUAUGGCGAAUGGUUCCGAGAAGACUAAGGCUGUUGCGAAGGCCACAGUUGCAAGCAAUGAUGAUGAUGGUAUUGCAGAAGCGAUUCAUAAAUUCAUCUUGUAA